UUCGACUUCCACACACACAUCAACAACUAGGGUACACAAGAACUUGGUCUUGAAACGCAGGCAGGAGCAAAGAUGGUGGCUGCAGGGUCAAUAACGGUCGCUGUGCGAGUCCGUCCCCCCUCGGCUUGGGAAGCUGCCAGACUACCUGAACCAUGCUACGAUACACACAUCCACGGAGACGCCGCUCUCGCAACCCCAGUCAACAAACCCAUAACAUCUCAAUCAAGCCUCCGAGACAUCGUACAAAUAGUGGAUGAUCGGAUUCUCACAUUCGACCCGCCGGAGACGGACAGGUCGAAGGCCUUUGUAGAACGGGGAUUUAUGCCUCCCGGGACGAAGAGAUACAAAGACAAGCGAUUCAUGUUCGACAAAGUAUUCGGUCCUGAGGCUCGCCAAGUCGAUGUCUACGAUGCUACAGCGAAGCCUUUGUUACAGCCACUAUUGGAUGGGUACAAUGCAACAGUGUUUGCCUAUGGGGCCACUGGAUGCGGCAAAACCCACACUAUCAGCGGGAACGAGAAUGAUCCCGGAGUCAUUUACUUGACAAUGGCAGACUUAUUUCAGCGCAUCGAAGACCGCAAAGACGAGUACAUUGUGGACGUCACAGUCACCUUUCUGGAGAUCUACAACGAAGAAAUCCGCGAUCUAUUGGCUGAGCCGGGCUCUUCCGCACCCCGAGGCGGUCUUCAGAUCCGCGAGGACAAGGUGGUCAAAGUCGCGGGCCUGGUAGAGCUACGCCCAAAGUCGGCUGAGGAGGUCGAGAAAAUCGUUUUGCAGGGCAAUAGUCGUCGGACACAAUCGCCAACGCAUGCCAACGAGACCUCUUCGCGGUCGCAUGCAGUGUUGCAGGUGCAUGUAACCCAAUCGCCGAGGACCGCCUCCUUGACGGAACAGCGCACCGUGGCAACACUCAAACUCACGCGAUUGCUCAAGUUCUCGCUGGGGGGAAAUUGCAAGACUGUCAUGAUCGUUUGCAUUGCUCCGACAUCGAAUCACUUCGACGAUACGCACAAUACUCUACUGUACGCGGACAGGGCGACGAAGAUCAAGACCAAGGUUGUCACGCGCAACGUCGUCAACGUUGACAGACAUGUCGGUCGAUACGUCGAAGCCAUCAAUAGGCUGAACGCCGAAGUAGCUGAGCUGAAAGCCAAGCUCGCGGGCAAACUGAACACGGAGGCUGAGAUCGCCAGGCGGAAGAAGGUAGAAGCUAAGGCGGAGGUGGACAGGGCGCGGAACGACAUGCAGUGCAAAGCAGAGCAGACCAAAGCAUCUAUCGCGGACGGCGCGACCUGUUCCAGCAGGAUCGAUGUUGCUCAUGUCAGGCUCCAGAUAAUACGGUCUCGGCUGGCACAGAUUGAGUCGCAAGGAAACGUGGACUCCCUUCCCUCCGAUCUGGCAGCAGAAAGGGAGCUACUGUUAUCCUUGGCCAAACCCGAAGAAGAGGUUCUUGCGCCCUCGUCCGCGUACAACACGCGGCUGCAGCGUUCAAAUAACUCUAGCAACAUGUUUGAUGCCAUGCUGCGAGCAGUCAGUGAAAGACGAUCCGACAAGAUGGACGAGGUCAGCAUCGAGAAUGUGAAACUCGAUGGACGGUAUCACAGGGCAGACAUAGAACGGGUCAAGGCCGAAGCAAAACAGGAAGCAUUGCGAGAAGCAGUCCAGGCGCAAUCCGAGCUCGUGGUCAACCUUGUCGGGAUGCUCGGUAGAUGCAACAUCAUGCUAGCAGAUGCCGGCCGGAUGUUGCGCACUGCCUUAGAUGAAGGAAAGGAUGGUCUGGAUGGUGCAGUCCGGACUGUCUCCUCCUCCCUCCAGAAGCUCGCGCAGACCAAUGAUGGGGCCUUUACAGAGCUCGUGGGUCAUUGCGUAUCCUCAAGCUCUUUAUCGGCGACCCGUCCUUCCGCAAUCGAAACGUUCUCGACGCACUCCUUCAGCUUCACACAACGCGUCGCUUCGGGUCCCAUUAUCUCCCAGCAAGCCAAGACGAAGAUUAACAGAAGAUCCUCCUCCUACGGAUCGGUGGUGGGAUCCCCAGGACGGAAGUCCCACAAGAACUCCCCGCGUAAAUCAGCGCGGAACAGCCUUGUGCCAUACCGACGGACGUCGGAUAAGGAGAAGGAGAAGAAGAAAGGUGUACAGUGGAGAGACGAGGCCGGCCAGGGCGACAUAGAUGACGGUGGUCUUGGGCCAAAGGCAUCUGCUCCCUGUACGUCACUAGACGGAGCCGAGGGCGAGAAUAUGCCCACAUCCUCGUCGCAAAGGAGCGUCUCCAGAGCUGGCUCGGAGAGUGAAUGGGAGGACGAGAAAACCGAUGACAAUGUCAGCAUGAGCCUCCCUUCUGCGCCGACCCAUGACCUAUCUACGAGCAACGGCCUGUCUGGUAAGAGGAUCACGGGGGCCAAGCGUCCUCGAGCUAGCCGCCUCGAUCCUUCGUUCCUCAAGUCCCGUGGGUCGACGCUCUCCAGUCUGGCCGAGGAUGAGGAGGAUGAAUGUCUGCCUAAACGUGCGGGCCCUCUAGCGGAUCGUAAUGUUAACAUGGGCGAAAGCUCUUCCGGUAGCAGCAUCAGCAGUUUGCACAUUCCCAAAGGCAAAGACAGGCACGGCAGUCCCUCGAAACGCAUCCCCGGCACGCCGAAAAUCUCAUCUGGAAAAGGGGGCCGACGAAGGUCGAGCAUCGGGCCGUUGCGCAAUGAGCGGGCAAGACGCAGGUCCAGUCUCAUACCGCAGUUAUCUCCUCGAGCUUCGGACACCAAAGCUGGUAGUUCCAGCCAGCGCGAUGAAGGCAAGCUUUCACUUGGAGGCCCGCGGCGGGUGCCCAUCGGCAACGAGGAUAUGUCGAUUCGCCGUUCACCUGCUAAGAGGCCGAAGAGGAUGUCUUUGCUAGCGCCAACCAAGUCGUACCGGCAGAAGGCUGUCAGCUUUGCUGACCCUAACUCUAGCGGGGAUGUAAGCUUCCGGGGAGCGAAACCGUCGUGGCGUUGAAUGACGCUUUUGGAGCGGUGAUGUGAGGUUAGCCAUGGGGACGGUAUUGGAGUGUUAGAAGUUAACUCUUGUAUACUCGCGAGCUCACCAUAUGUUAUCCCUUGCCUGUUCAGUUUUACCAUCAUGUUAUAAUUCCAUGUGUACCACGAUCUUGAGAUACCCUGUCCUCUCUAGGACUUUGUGAUAUUUAUAAUCGAGUUGAUCGUAAUGCCAGCUGUCU
Messenger RNA from Gloeophyllum trabeum ATCC 11539, 3202 nucleotides. RefSeq names its product kinesin-domain-containing protein. Gene Ontology annotation, biological process: microtubule-based movement. Gene Ontology annotation, molecular function: microtubule motor activity; ATP binding; microtubule binding. The transcript is spliced from 4 exons. NCBI's taxonomy places the organism in Eukaryota, Fungi, Basidiomycota, Agaricomycetes, Gloeophyllales, Gloeophyllaceae. The record is from RefSeq and is a predicted model, not a curated record. Bases 73 to 2982 code for a protein of 969 amino acids.